AUGACACUCGCGCAAGUUUCGCGUCUCACGAUGCGUCGCACGCUCGGCGCGCCGCGCCCAAUGCAGGCGGCGCCCCGCCGCGGACUAGCGACGCAGGAACCGCAGGUUUCAUGGGCCGAGUACCGGGCGGGCGAUAAGACGUUUGCCGAAUGGGUAGACGCCAACCGCCAUAUUGUCGCGGGGUCCCUAUUCGGAUUUUACGUUGGUCUGGCCGUGUGGAAGCUUCGCCCCACGGGGAAGAAGGCCGACGAGCCCGAGGCCCCGGCGAAAGAAGCGGCCGAAGCGCCGGCAAAGUGAGUGGGAGGAGGUGGUGUUGGCUAUCGCGCGGGUUGAUGAUCGUGGGAGAGGAGGCCGUGCAGAGAUGAGUUUAGGGAUGGGGAAAGGAAGCGUAGGAGACAUUAUGGUAAACGAUCGGAUGAUGGAUCGAUUUUGUUGGACGAAA
Molecule: messenger RNA, 442 nt
Organism: Chondrus crispus (carragheen)
Lineage: Eukaryota; Rhodophyta; Florideophyceae; Gigartinales; Gigartinaceae
Exons: 2
Coding region: 1-297 (98 amino acids)
Source: RefSeq, a predicted model, not a curated record